UGUGCGAAAGCGAUGGAAAUGAAAAUUGGUCGCGGAGGCGUCAGGUGCGAGUGCUCCCAGCCCUGCCUGGAUAUUGAGUACCGGACUUCAACAAGUACUACGGCACUGCGCAGGAAUGAGGUUCUGAAUAAUUCAAGUCACCAUGCCAGGAACAGCCUGCAAGCAGUGGUCACCGUUUAUCGACAGUCGCUACGGACGCGCGUCAGAGCAAGGGUCCCUAAAGUGAAGUUCGCCACUGUGCUCAGCCGUGCCGGAGGCCUGAUGGGCAUGUACCUGGGCGUAUCCGUGCUCCUACUACUCAGCCUGGCCGACGCCCUGACAACGGCGUUUCUUCAGUGGAUCUCGACGAAGGACUGGCGCCAGCGUUAGAAUUGCUUUCACAGCGACUGCCCGGCGGUAAUAAGUCACGAGAAAUAAAGCUGUAGUUCUCAUUAUCGAUGCCCUGCACUUUCUUAACGAGUUGCAAA
Molecule: messenger RNA, 467 nt
Organism: Dermacentor andersoni
Lineage: Eukaryota; Metazoa; Arthropoda; Arachnida; Ixodida; Ixodidae
Biological process (GO): sodium ion transport
Cellular component (GO): membrane
Molecular function (GO): sodium channel activity
Source: RefSeq, a predicted model, not a curated record